GUAGAAAGAAAGCAGAAAAACACUCGAGAGAAGAAGAAGAAGAAGAGAGAAGAGAGUUUUUGGUUCACUUGGAUUGGUUUUAAAGUUUUAGAUCAUUACCAAAUCAUAAAUCAUGCACACCCCAGUUCUCGUUCUAAAGGAUUCAUUGAAGCGGGAGUCUGGGACCAAGGUUCACCAUGCUAAUAUCCAAGCCUCUAAGGCCGUUGCUGACAUUAUUCGAACAACCUUGGGUCCUCGAUCCAUGUUGAAAAUGCUCCUUGAUGCUGCUGGAGGUAUUGUUGUUACCAAUGAUGGAAACUCAAUUCUACGUGAGUUAGAUCUUGCACAUCCUGCUGCAAAGUCUAUGAUUGAAUUAAGCCGGACACAAGAUGAAGAAGUUGGAGAUGGAACAACAUCCGUCAUUGUUCUUGCUGGUGAGAUGCUUCACGUUGCAGAAGCCUUUAUCGAAAAAAAUUAUCAUCCAACAGUAAUUUGUCGAGCGUACAAUAAGGCAUUGGAGGAUGCUAUUGCUGUGCUUGACAAGAUUGCAAUGUCUAUUGAUGUGAAAGACCGUUCAACAGUGUUAGGGCUUGUGAAGAGCUGUAUAGGGACAAAAUUCACUAGCCAAUUCGGCGAUCUUAUUGCUGAUUUGGCAAUUGAUGCAACUACAACUGUUGGAGUUGACCUUGGCCAAGGGCUGAGAGAAGUUGAUAUUAAAAAGUACAUUAAAGUAGAGAAAGUACCUGGUGGACAAUUGGAAGAUUCUAAGGUCCUCAAGGGAGUGAUGAUCAAUAAAGAUGUAGUUGCACCUGGGAAAAUGAAAAGAAAGAUAGUCAAUCCACGUAUUAUUCUUCUUGAUUGUCCCCUCGAGUAUAAGAAAGGAGAGAACCAAACAAAUGCAGAGUUGGUUAGGGAAGAAGAUUGGGAAGUCCUGUUGAAAAUGGAAGAAGAAUACAUUGAGAACCUUUGCAUGCAGAUUCUGAAAUUCAAACCAGACCUGGUGAUUACAGAAAAAGGGCUUAGUGAUUUGGCAUGCCAUUAUCUGUGUAAGGCUGGUGUAAGUGCAAUUAGGAGGGUGAGAAAGACAGACAACAAUAGAAUCGCAAAGGCAUCUGGAGCUGUUAUUGUGAAUCGCCCUGAUGAAUUGCAGGACUCUGAUGUUGGUACUGGAGCAGGGUUGUUUGAGGUUAAAAAAAUUGGGGAUGAGUUCUUUGCAUUCAUUGUUGAUUGCAAAGAUCCAAAAGCCUGUACAGUUCUUCUAAGAGGUGCUAGUAAGGAUCUCCUGAAUGAGGUGGAAAGAAAUUUGCAGGAUGCCAUGUCUGUGGCAAGAAACAUCAUCAAGAAUCCAAAACUUGUUCCUGGUGGUGGUGCAACAGAAUUAACAGUGUCUGCUACUUUGAAACAGAAGAGUUCAUCUGUUGAAGGCAUAGAAAAGUGGCCAUAUGAAGCUGCUGCAAUUGCUUUUGAAGCAAUACCACGUACUUUGGCACAGAAUUGUGGAGUUAAUGUGAUUCGAACCAUGACUGCUCUUCAAGGGAAGCAUGCAAAUGGUGAAAAUGCAUGGACUGGCAUAGAUGGGAACACUGGUGCUAUAGCUGACAUGAAAGAGAGCAAGAUAUGGGAUGCAUACAAUGUAAAGGCACAAACUUUCAAGACUGCCAUAGAAGCGGCUUGCAUGCUUCUAAGGAUCGAUGACAUAGUAAGCGGGAUUAAGAAGAAGCAGGCUCCUGGAGCCGGACAAGCUCCAAAACCCAAGGUUGAGACCGAAGCAGAUGCAGAUGGUGAGCAAAUUUUACCCGACUAAUUUUUUGAUGCAACUGGUAUUUCCAGAUAGAAAGUGAUGAUUAUGGACUGUAGGGGAUUUUGUUGUGAGCAUUCUAUUUGCUGUGAUGUUCUAAUCUGUGUUUUGUACUUUAUAUUGUUGGAUUAAAUAUCAGCUGUUACCAAGUUUUAAAGUGUUUUCGUAACACAACCAUCUUGUUG
This is a messenger RNA of Hibiscus syriacus, 1962 nucleotides long. Its product is annotated as T-complex protein 1 subunit gamma-like. Lineage: Eukaryota; Viridiplantae; Streptophyta; Magnoliopsida; Malvales; Malvaceae. The coding region runs from base 113 to 1783 and encodes 556 amino acids. Gene Ontology annotation, cellular component: chaperonin-containing T-complex. Gene Ontology annotation, biological process: protein folding. The transcript has 13 exons. The record is from RefSeq and is a predicted model, not a curated record. Gene Ontology annotation, molecular function: ATP-dependent protein folding chaperone; ATP hydrolysis activity; ATP binding.